Molecule: messenger RNA, 876 nt
Organism: Psilocybe cubensis
Lineage: Eukaryota; Fungi; Basidiomycota; Agaricomycetes; Agaricales; Agrocybaceae
Exons: 4
Coding region: 1-876 (291 amino acids)
Source: RefSeq, a predicted model, not a curated record
AUGGUGUCUGGCAUUUAUCAUCAAGCGCCCCGCGCCAACGCCCAGUUUUCUAUCGAACAAACCAUGACUCAAACCUCAGAUGUCGAUACCUCGGGUUUUCCACCGGGUUAUUUCGUCAUUAAAUCAGUGGCUACCAACAGGCUUCUUGAUGUAACUCUGGACGAGAUUGAGGAUGGGACGGAAGUUGCUCUCUGGACGGAGAAGGAGAAAUCUCUAGUGGAAAGCUUUAGAGACCCUAAGACAAAUAACCAGGUUUUCUUUAUCGACACGUCUGGCGCGCUAUGUUCAAGGUCUUCUGGCCAUGCCAUAGACGUUGAAGACGCUUCUCGCCUUGUGCUGCGCCACAGACGCCCAGUUUCAUAUCCUUUCCCUAACGCAUAUGCCCACCCAUUACCCAAAUUCUCGUACAAUCCGCACACAGGCGAGAUCUCUGUUAAAUUUUCAUGCGAUCCGGCCUAUCCUCCUCCACCAGGACCAGGCGAAACCGCCUCGACAGCAUGGCAGCACAAGACUUAUCUUCUCACCUCCGUUCCUCUGAGGAAGCCACGGACAAUCAUCGACGACGCGUCCGAGUUUCUUGCUACAAACAUUUUCACACCGAUAUCUUAUCUGACCGGAGGGCCGGCGCCUACUCCGGCGAGGCCUGACGAUGUGUUCAAUGCGGAUAUCGACCUGAACGAAAACGAACUUGUGGAAGAAGAGAGAGGCGAGGAGGCAGAGGUCGACGAUUCGCCUGAACCUGCCAGGAAAGUCACGAUCGUCUCGGUGCCGACCGCGGAGAAGAACAUGAUGGAUUUGUUGCUGUCGGAAAAAACGAGGAAUAGGCGCAGAUGGAUUAUUACCCCUUUGCGGACGACAAAUGCAAAGAGGACCUGA